Molecule: messenger RNA, 1079 nt
Organism: Panonychus citri (citrus red mite)
Lineage: Eukaryota; Metazoa; Arthropoda; Arachnida; Trombidiformes; Tetranychidae
Product: putative methyltransferase DDB_G0268948
Exons: 2
Coding region: 61-903 (280 amino acids)
Molecular function (GO): S-adenosylmethionine-dependent methyltransferase activity
Source: RefSeq, a predicted model, not a curated record
UCAUUAUAAAACUGUGUUUGUUCAUAACAAUUUGAAAUCUGUUUGUCGUUAAAACAAAUCAUGUCAACUCAACAAUAUGAUUCAACUAGAAUGGCCUCAAUUUACAAUGAGGUGAGACCAAUUCCAACUAAAGAUUUGGUUAAAUCGAUCAUCAAUCAAUUGGCUAAAUCAGUUAAUCCAAAGUCUAAUGGCAAAUGGUCAACAGCAAUUGAUGUUGGUUGUGGUUCUGGUCAAGCGACUUUCCUAUUAGCUGAUCAUUUUGACCAAGUGAUCGGCUAUGAUAUCAGUGAACCUCAACUCGAAAUCGCUAAUCAGCUGAAUCGAUUCACCAACGUUUCAUUCAAGGUCAGUUCUGGUGAAGAUAUUCCCCUGGACGAUAAUUCAGUUGAUCUGAUUACCGUUUGUGAGGCUCUUCAUUUCUUUGACAUUGAAAAGUUCAACAGAAAAGUUGAUUCUCUGCUGGUUCCUGGUGGUUUAUUCGUGGUAAUUAGUUACUAUCAAGUUCCAAGAAUCCGAUUAGCUGAUGGUUCAAAUUCAUCAUUUAUCGAUUCAGUUGUUGAAAUCAUUGAAAGAACACGAAAACUAUGGCAAGACCAUGGAUUCCCUGUGAAAAUAUAUGCCGAUCAAAUUCAGGCCAAAUAUCGUUGUAUUGACCUUCCCUUUGAAAAGGUUUGUCAUGAAGAAUCGUUUGAGGUCACUCUCCGUCGACCAGCAAGUUACAUAAUUGAUUUACUCAAUUCUCAUGGUGUAAGUGAAAAAUUCAUGGAAAAAUAUCCGGAAAAACAUGAGGCUCACAUGAAGGAAACAAUCAACCAACUGAAUCAAAUCUUUGGAACCAAAGAUUUAUCGUCAAUUCAAAUUGAUGUUGUUUUUGACUUUUUCAUCAUUUGCUUCAAAAAGUAAAUAAAAUCAAUUCUAAUUGUAACAAUUAACCAAAUUUCCAAUCUAUUAACAGCUAUAUUUUCAGCAAUCAGUUAAAUCUGAUAAGUUAAUUGUUAUCGAUUCAAUUUCCACCCACACACAAUUAAAUCUCAAAAUAACCUUGAGUCGAUCAAUAAAAAGUUAAUCAACCAACUAAA